GCUCGUGUGUGGAAGAACGCAAGUGAAGCGGCAUAGAUAAAGCAAAGUGUGGCAUGUUAGUCCAAGCCUUGGGCUAUGGCUACUGCCUGGCAUACUUGCUGGCGCUAAUAAGCUGGCCAGGCGCGGCCUAUCCCGCCAGCAGCUACAGAGAUUUGGAUAUAUGCAAUCACUGGAAUGGCAGAAGACACUUUCUGGAGCUGGGUGAACGUGGCGAGCUGCAUGCCAGAAAUGUGAGCACCACAGCAUAUCGCAGCACACCACUGAGUCAGCAGGGCGACUCUUUGGCAGCUGAUGUUUGGUAUCAGUGCAAUCUGGAGCUGGUCACCUGUGCCGAGUGUGUCAUACGUGUUACCUUUCUGCAUGCCAACUUCAGCAAGAGCUGCAGCAACACCGGCGGCAAGUCUAUACUUUGCCCUUGCGAGCAUAUACAAUUUAGCGAACCACCCUACGAUACAACCAUAUCGGGUCAGGAGUUUUGUGGCGAUGGUAAAGUCUUUCGCAGCAAGACGCGCACUUUGCAAUUGAAGUUCUUCUAUCGAGCGACCAAUGCACAUGUCUUCUCGCUGCAGUACUUCUCAGAACGCAACGUUAAAAUUGUUAGCGGCUCACCGCGUCAAAUGAUUGUGGGCACUGGCAAUGCUAAAUAUCAGCCACAAGUUAUAUCGACGCCCUAUUUUCCCAUGAACUAUCCACGUGACUAUGGCAUCGAGCAUAUAUUGACCUGCGAAGCGGACAACUGUCAAGUGCGUCUAGACUUUACCGAUUUUCAACUGGGACUUGCCUCUACGCUGGAAAUCUUCGACUCGAAUGGACAAAUGCUCGACUCCUAUACAGGCGAACACUUUCGUCCGCCCAUAACCGUAAGCAGUGGCAAAUCCUUGCUGCUGCAAUUUCGCGGCAAUGCUGCCACAGGCGUAGGAUUUCGCGCCGAGGUGAGCUUUGUCUCGGCCAAGCAGCUAAAGGACGAGCGACUGGUGCCCUACACUGAUUGCGGUGGCAUGGUUACCGGUCCUGGUGGUGCUAUCACUAUGAUGAACAUGAUAGAGAAUGCCACCGAUGUGCGUUUGUUCGACUGCAUUUGGAUUAUACGGCCUGGCAAUAAUUAUAUGAUGAUGAAGACACACAUUUCACUGCGAGUUGAAGAUUUCUAUGGCAUGGCCGCGCGUUCCGAGCUGAGCAUUAAGCAAGGCACCACCUCAGAGGGCCUGGAGAUCGAGCAUGUCAUGUGGCCCAACAACGGACUCAGCAAGGAGAGUCACAUUGCACCCAUACUAACGGGUUAUUAUAUAAGAUUACGCGGUGUCUUUGGCAUGCCAUCCAAGCUGGCCAUUGUCUACAGUGUCUUUAACUAUUUGAAUUGCUAUAUAGGCUCCGAAUUUCUGUGCAGCAAUAAUCAUUGCAUCUCCAUACGGCUGCACUGCGAUGGUUUUGAUCACUGCGGCGAUGGCAGCGAUGAGCCGGAUUCCUGCGAGGAGGAUUGGGCGCAUCUGCAUCACGAUCGUCGCUGGUAUAAUCACAAGCCAAACUAUUAUUUUCCGAAAAUCGAUCAGUAUCCGGAUUUGAAAACCGCCACGGGUAUUUUUAUUAUAAGCACCUUGGGCAUCUUUGGCGUGCUCUCCGGCUGGAUGAUCAUACUCUAUCGCAUGGGUGUGCGCGCCAGACAUCAGCGUGAGCUGCAGAGUCAUUUGCAGACCAUAAGCGAGCUGCUGGACCGUCAGGAGGAGGAACGCACGCCAGAUGAGCCGCCCAGCUAUGAAGCGCCGCCGGAUUAUGAGGAGGUUAUCAAAGUGGGCAUGCAGCAGGAGCUGCGUGAGCCCAAGCGGCAGCGUCGACUUGGUCGCUUGGUUUGCCAACGUGCGCCCAGCAGCUGCACCUUGCAAUCCACAGUGGAGCAGGACACCACAGGUGCAGCAGCAGAGGAGCAGCCUAGCACUUCGGCAGCAGCGCUGCGCAAUGGUGGUGAGGAAACGCUUGCAACACGUUUGCUUAUGGCCAGCGCCAUUUGUGGCGCUGCAGGCGCGUCUGGCACGACAGCGACGUCAGCAGCAGCAGCCGGCGGGGGCGGCGCAGCCUUGGGGCUUUCAGCGGGCACGUCAUCGGUAUCCGCUGGGCGUGAACUAUCCACAGGGGGUGGCUGCGCUGGCGGCGGGACGAGUACGACGCCAAACAGCGCGGCGGACGACUGCACCGACGCCUUUCGCGACCAUUCACUCAAUAUAUCGCUCACUCUAGGUAUGCCCAGCUCCAACGCAAGCCAGAGCCUGGCCAGCAAUUGCACUGAGCAUACGUAUUUGAAGCGCGCUCGGCGUCCACUGGCGCCCAGACUGCGUCACACUUUCUCCUCACCCGAAGCGUUUUGUGCGCCUGAGCUGCAGCUGCCCUAUCCCGAUUUCCUUAGCUAUGGCACCAAUUUGCCGCAUGAGCGCAGCAGCAGCAACUUUGGCUCCGAACUCUCCAGAGAUCCCUCCAACUAUAGCAUGGGCAAGCGUGCGCGCAUUACGCCCACUGAAUCUCCCACCUUAACAGACUCUGACGCUCCCACGCUGCAAUCGCAGCUUACGCUCUCCCAGCAACAGCUGCUCAGCGCUUAUAGCGACAGCGAAGCCGAGGAGCAGCAAGUCUCGUGCUUUGGUAGGCGUCUGCGUCGCAGUCGCUCCUUUAACAGCGGCGGCGGCAGCGCAGCCAGACGUCGUCAGCAGCAUCAACGCAGCUCAUCCGCAGAUCUGCUGAUUUAUCCCUCACUGCAGCGACGUCUGGAUCACGCUGGCGAGGGUCAGCUGCAACGUUUGUUUUUUAUCUGAACUGUAAAUGGUAACGAAUAGUAUUAUACUCCAUACGCCUGGUGUGAUUCUGUCUGGGAUCUGGCUACUCUCUUAUAUUAUAUAUACUUAUCUAGUCUAAAAACUCUUAAUCAAAACUAAAUAAAAUAAUUUACACAAU
Molecule: messenger RNA, 2940 nt
Organism: Drosophila busckii
Lineage: Eukaryota; Metazoa; Arthropoda; Insecta; Diptera; Drosophilidae
Gene: Culd
Exons: 6
Coding region: 54-2801 (915 amino acids)
Molecular function (GO): protein binding
Source: RefSeq, a predicted model, not a curated record